This is a messenger RNA of Phyllostomus discolor (pale spear-nosed bat), 433 nucleotides long. RefSeq lists its product as uncharacterized. The record is from RefSeq and is a predicted model, not a curated record. NCBI's taxonomy places the organism in Eukaryota, Metazoa, Chordata, Mammalia, Chiroptera, Phyllostomidae.
GGCAGGGAAAUGGAGACAGGUCCUCGGAAGCCUCUUUCCAGAAAAUCUAAUUACAUCAUUGAGAAAUCUUCUGUCUUAAGCAGCCUCCUCCACCGCCAUAAAUUUACAUAUUCUAUACGCCUUCGCUGGAACACUGUGGGCCCCAUUUGCAUAAUGUUGCUGGAGGGGCCUGCGCUUCUCUUGAACCCGAAUGCAAUGGGAGCGAGGAAGCAAUUAUUAAGCUGUAGACAUUGGCAGGGAGAGAGGCCUCAGAUGGAUUUCAACUCCAAACCUCCCUCACUGCCCGGGCUGCUCAUUACCCACGGCCUGGAUCCCAGGCGGAUGGAGGAUCCGAGGGCCAGGAAGUCGGGCAUGCUUUCUUCGGGUUACGUCUCACGCCGGGCCCGGGCCCAACGUGGGUGAACAGCUGUGGUUUUCUAGUGCUGAUUGUGGG